This is a messenger RNA of Ustilaginoidea virens, 1251 nucleotides long. RefSeq lists its product as uncharacterized. Gene Ontology annotation, molecular function: antiporter activity. The transcript is spliced from 5 exons. The record is from RefSeq and is a predicted model, not a curated record. Lineage: Eukaryota; Fungi; Ascomycota; Sordariomycetes; Hypocreales; Clavicipitaceae. The coding region runs from base 1 to 1251 and encodes 416 amino acids. Gene Ontology annotation, cellular component: Golgi apparatus; endosome; trans-Golgi network.
AUGGCCUCGCACCCCUCGUCAUCCAGCACACCGUCCUCCGCAAUGUCGUCGUCUACCGCUCCCUCCUCUUCGUUCAACAUGGACGAUGAUGUGCUACCAACCAAUGCCGUCAGCAAGGAAGAGGAACCAGUCGCUAGGACUUUACACACGGCCGUGUAUAUAUCAGCCUGGAUUUUUGUUUCAAAUUGCACUAUUCUUUUCAAUAAGUGGUUAAUAGACACUGGAGGAUUUCGCUUCCCUAUCCUCUUGACCUGUUGGCAUCUGGUUUUCGCUACAAUCGCUACACAAAUUCUCGCUCGGUCGACGUCGUUGCUCGACUCUCGUAAGAAGAUACCGCUUACCUCCCGCACGUACUGCCGAACAAUCCUCCCCAUCGGCAUCUUUUACUCUGGAUCUCUCGUUUGCUCCAAUGUGGUCUAUCUGUAUCUGUCUGUGCCCUUCAUCCAGAUGCUCAAGGCUGCAGCCCCUGUAGCGGUGCUCUUCACCUCUUGGGCAUGGCGCGUUGCCGAGCCUAAUCUGGCAUCCUUCCUCAACGUUCUGUGGAUCGUGGCAGGUGUGGCGCUGGCCUCGGUCGGUGAAAUCCACUUCUCCCUCAUUGGUUUCAUGUACCAGAUGGGUGGCAUUGUUUUCGAGGCUAUACGCAUCGUCAUGAUUCAAGUAUUGCUCAGCGGAGACGGCAUGAAGAUGGACCCCCUCGUUGGGCUUUACUACUUUGCUCCCGUCUGUGCCGUCAUGAACUUUCUCGUGGCUGUACCCAGCGAAUUGCCAAGGUUCACGUGGGCUGCCGUGUCUGACGUCGGAAUUAGCAUACUGAUUCUGAAUGCUUCUAUUGCUUUUUUGUUGAACAUCACCAGCGUCUUUUUGAUUGGACGCACGUCCGGCCUGGUCAUGACCCUUACUGGCAUAUUCAAGAACAUUCUUCUCAUCAUCGUGUCUAUUCUUAUCUGGAACACCAAGAUCUCGUUUAUGCAAACUAUUGGAUACGCCAUUGCUCUCGCCGGUUUAACGUACUACUCGCUUGGUUACGAGCAAAUCGUCAAGCUGUUUCGCUUGUCUAUUUCGUGGACAGUCAGCAUGUGGAGUUCGACGUCUGCUCAGGGCCGCGGCUCCGGCUCUUUGGCGACACGACGAUGCGUUGUUAUCACGGCACUCGUCUUUGGCGGCUUAUUCAUCUUUGUUGCUGCCUUGCAACAUUACGACCCGCAAAAGACUCAGAUGCUGAGACUUCCCUCAUGGUCCGGAACGGAGUGA